UGGCGUCCGGGCGCGCUGGGCGUCUGCGGGCGUCCAGUGCUGGGUCCCGGGCCGGAGCCGGAAGAUCGGCGGCACGCCGGAGCUGGGAGCCCGGGCCAGCGAGGCCGCUCGCUGCCUUGCGCUCGCAGCGGCGGCGGCAGGCUCCGGCCAGGCCCGCGGACAGAGGGGGCGCGGCCCCGUGGUGGGCGCGCUCGGCCGGGCCCGGGCCCGGGCCCGCGCUCCGCCGGCGCGAUGCUCUUCUCGCUGCGGGAACUGGUGCAGUGGCUGGGUUUCGCCACCUUCGAGAUCUUUGUGCACCUGUUAGCCCUGUUGGUGUUCUCCGUGCUGCUGGCACUGCGAGUGGAUGGCCUGGCUCCGGGCCUCUCCUGGUGGAACGUGUUCGUGCCCUUCUUUGCGGCUGACGGGCUCAGCACCUACUUCACCACCAUCGUGUCCGUGCGCCUCUUCCAAGACGGGGAGAAGCGGCUGGCUGUGUUGCGCCUCUUCUGGGUUCUCACGGUACUUAGCCUCAAGUUCGUCUUUGAGAUGCUGCUGUGCCAGAAGCUGGUGGAGCAGACUCGAGAGCUCUGGUUUGGCUUGAUCACGUCUCCAGUCUUCAUUCUCCUGCAGCUGCUCAUGAUCCGCGCCUGUCGCGUCAACUAGCCUCGCUCAGGGGCGGGAGAGGCAGCGGUGCACCUCUGGAGCUCUGAAGCGCCGGACCUCCAGCCCAGGCCCGGCUUGCGCCACACCGAAGGAGAUGACUCCAUCUGAAGGUGGUGCCUGCUUGUGCCCAGCUGACUGCCCAGCUUUCUCUGUGCCAGUCAUGUCUGAGAUUGUUUCCUCAGCAGGGCUUGAAAGAGCAGCCUUGAUCCUUGAAAUGUAUUUGCUGUUAUUCAUGCUUUGAAUAGCUAAUCCUGAAUUGAGGUUCUGAGGGCCUCAGGCCAGACAGUCUUGAACUCUGACAUUGGAAACUGCGUGUUGGUAAAAUAUUCCAGUGGGCCCUGAGUAUUUCCCAUGGAUCUUAGGGAUGUACUCCUUUACAAAGUCAAUAAAGCUGGACUCAGGGAUUUUUUGUCUAGCCAGCAGCAUUGACCUAAUUGCUUACUAGUCCAUCCAUCCAGGCGCCUUCCUUAGGUGACUGAGAUCUGAAAAUGUAAGGUUGUUUCUAUCUCCUCUCCUAUGCCAUGGGGGGAAUGGCCCUUUCUUUAUUCUAGCCAGGCAGAGACAGGUGAAUGUCGAAUAAGAGCAUGGUUAGGACCUUAUCUGGAUAGAUGCUACCUGAGGAAAGAAAUCUGGUGUCAAGGCCUUGCUUGACUUCCUAUCUCAGCAUACUGUAGUUUCUCCAGCUUUUCUAACACCUUGUGACAGGCACCUUUAGUGCAUCUGAGACAGAUUUAGGCCUCCCUAAGGAACCAAAGCCAGAACAGCUGCUCUGAUGCUCAUGGGCAUGGAGACCUACAAAGGGAAGCUUUGAACAACCCAGGUUUGUUGACAUGAGGUUUUUGGUUUCAUGCCAGUUAGAUGCCAAAUGAGAAUAUUUGCUGAGAUGAAAAUAAAAUAAGAGAAUGUUU
Molecule: messenger RNA, 1550 nt
Organism: Castor canadensis (American beaver)
Lineage: Eukaryota; Metazoa; Chordata; Mammalia; Rodentia; Castoridae
Gene: Tmem203
Product: transmembrane protein 203
Biological process (GO): intracellular calcium ion homeostasis
Cellular component (GO): endoplasmic reticulum
Source: RefSeq, a predicted model, not a curated record